This is a messenger RNA of Drosophila serrata, 2616 nucleotides long. RefSeq names its product WD repeat-containing protein CG11141. The record is from RefSeq and is a predicted model, not a curated record. NCBI's taxonomy places the organism in Eukaryota, Metazoa, Arthropoda, Insecta, Diptera, Drosophilidae. Gene Ontology annotation, molecular function: protein binding.
AGAAACAUCGAUGAUUUAGAAAAUUCGAAUUCAUCGAGGUUUUUGCACCUCUAUUAUUUAGGGUUUUGUUUAAGCCGGAGACUUAAUCCUUCGGUUUCUAAGGCGUAAUUUCCAGCAGCUCCGCCAUGGCCACCAGCAAGGAGUUGUGCUCCAUCCGGGAGUGGGCUCCGCUGACAGACAUCAUUGAUCACAUUCCGGUCCAGCUGCAACGUGGGUUCUUUCCCGCAUAUCUCAAUCUGACCUGCGUUGACGCCACCGAACAGUUCCUGGCAAUCGGCAGUGACGCGGGCAUUGUUUUUUGGUACAACCGCCAGUCGGGAGAAAUGCAGAAACUGAAGGCGGAGGUGGCCACUCGAAUAACGUGCGUGCGUAUUGUCAACUCGGUGGAAUAUAUGGUUGCGGCGGGGUGCGCCAACGGGCAGGUGAGCAUUUUCCAAAUUCAGAAGGAGCUGCCUCGAGACUUGGACCUGGUUUUGGGUACGCGUAGUAGGCCCAUUGAGCGCUACACCAUCAGGGACCUCCACAAGUGCGUGGUCAGCUGUUGUGAGUGGUCAAAAAACGGGAUGAAGCUCUACUCCGGCGACCGCCAGGGUGUGGUGGUGCUUACUGAGUUCGAUUACCAGGCGCACCUCAGCAAGUCCGUGGAGAUCCUGAGCGAAGCAUACGAGAUCGUCCAGCUCAGCGUGCUGCAGAGCCAUCUGCUGGUGGCCACGCUCUAUCGCUGCAUUGUAUGCCAGCGCGACGCUAGCACCUCACAGUGGACGAUAACGCAAGUGGGCAAGAAGGACCGGAAACAGCUUAUUGACUGUGGAGCUGUGUUUCUCAGAAAAUCUCAGGACAACAGGAUGCAGCUCGUCUGCGGUCGCCCUGGCCUACGCUUCUGGGUGGCUGACAUCGCUGGCAACGUCUCCAAGACCGUGUUGUUUAGAGACGCCGUGUUGCGCAGUCCAACUUGGGAGAUACCCAUUCUCAACCCAAAGCAGUUCCACGAACCGUCCAGCAGCCACAACUUGGCCGCAUCUGUAACUUCAUCUACAGCUCCGACUGGGCCAUCACUAGCGGGAAAUGGCGAAAUGGGCUACGUGGCUAGCAGCAACUUUCGACAGCUCUACCUGUACGAUGGCUGCGACUCACUCUUGGUGACACAUGACGACGCCACCCUGUACAUUUUGAACUUGGACAAACUCAAGGUUGAAGCAGUUGCUCGUGGAUUCCGAAAGAUUCUUGACUUUUGUGUCUAUGACAAGGAAAUAUUUGUGCUGGAGGGCGAGCGCUCACUGUUACGCUUGGCCCCACUCCCCGAACCGCCGAACAAAAGGACUAAGGUGAUCUUCAAUCCACUAAUGCCGCCACCUGUUCCGGUGAUGGGAGCGUCAUCACAAAACGCGCAACUCGAGUCGCCAGUGGAGCUGCAGUCUGAGCCCGUACUACAGGGCGCUGAGGAGUGCUUCGAAUUGCCGGCCGGGGAACAACUGGACCUGAAUGUGCCAAUAGAAUUGGCCGUCGAGUCGCCGUUGGCUCAGCAGAACCGUCGCUUGGAUAUUUUCCGCCGCAUCGGCGAGAUGGACUUUGACCAGUUUAUUGUCCACACUAGUAGAAAGACAGCAGUGGAAAAGGAGCCGCCGGUCUGUAGUAGUUCGGGCAUAGUGGAAAUCGGCCAUGAGACGCAAGAGCAUAGGGUGCCACUCACAAACGCCGCCACACUAAUGGAAGCCAGCUACUGCCAGAUGGAGAACAAUGGCCUAGCCUCGCCGCUGGACAUGAAGACAGCCUUUCUACAGCACCUUCCCGACGCUCUGAGUCCGGGCAGUCUGCAGAAGACGGUCGCGGAAAAGGCCAAGUCCUUGGCCGCCGAACUGAACUUGCCCGAAGUUCACUUGGUCCCACUAACCCAGGAGGAGCUAAUUGCUGCCAAGGCGGUGACGCCCGAGCUAAACGAAUCACUAAUCCGGUGCUAUCCCACCACGCAACUGGAAGAGGCUAGUGUUCAGACCACCUUACGGCGACAAACACAUGACCACAUAGCGGACACGGACUAUAAUGCCGGCCAGCCGGUGGAUGGAAUUCGGGCCUGUCCGCUAUUAAAGCCGAAGGUGACGCCACUGAAGUUUGUCAAUAGCCAGCCAAAGGCAAACCUAAUCGUGGAGGACGAAACGGAGUACAGUAGCUUCCUUCCCGACUUUCGGAGGGCAGGUGACCCCUUGCGCAAAGAAACCCCGCCGGCCACUAGUGACUCUAACACCUCCAGCGAGUGGGAGUUCUUGGACAACUAGUUUGAUUUUAUUUAUAUGCAUUCUUUUUGAUUUCAAGCUUAUUGUGUUUAUGCUUAUACAUUCCUUUGCUUCGUUCGAAGAAGUGUAGUGCUUAUCAGAUUGUGAUCACCGUGAUUUCCUUACUUCCUAUUUAUAGUAAAAUUUAUAAUAAUUGUACAUAAUUUAGACAUAGGCUAAACGCACGAAUCUGUAUUACAAAUUGUAUUAGCCAGUUAUUUGAAUUUCAAAUAUCUUGGCAUAAAUAGCACUCGUAAGCAAUGUAAUUAUUAUUUGUCAUUAUACCCUAAGUUCGCUACUUGAGUUCAAGGUCGCCUUGAGAAAUACAUACAGUAAAUUUAUGUUA